Messenger RNA from Lolium rigidum, 1378 nucleotides. Its product is annotated as rhomboid-like protein 19. NCBI's taxonomy places the organism in Eukaryota, Viridiplantae, Streptophyta, Magnoliopsida, Poales, Poaceae. Gene Ontology annotation, biological process: retrograde vesicle-mediated transport, Golgi to endoplasmic reticulum. The coding region runs from base 121 to 1074 and encodes 317 amino acids. Gene Ontology annotation, cellular component: membrane; Golgi apparatus. The record is from RefSeq and is a predicted model, not a curated record. The transcript has 8 exons.
UGAGCCACUUCUUCUCCCCCACGAGCUGAGGCUUUGACCCCCAACAACCUCCCCCGUGCGCCAUUCCCCUCCUACUAAACCAAGUAGGCGAGGAGAGGUGGGAGAUCUGAGGAGCUAGUGAUGAUGGAGAGCCAGCCGCUGCAGGACCCGACGUCCGAGACCCACGGCGCCGCGGCAGACGCCGCCGGAGCUGGAGCUCCCACCGGCGUGGUUCCCGGGAAGGAGUUCACCAAGACCUGCAAGGGCCUCGUCGUCGUGCUCCUCGGCGGCUACGCGCUGCUCCACUUCGUGCCGGCCUCCAUAGACUACCUCGCCAUCGUCCCCGCCAAGACAAUUCCCUAUGUAUGGACUGUAUUCACAGCUGGGUACAUAGAGCAAGUGCUUCCAGGGGCUAUUGGAAGUUCUCUUGGUCUUCUCUUCUGUGGGAAGGAUAUUGAACCAACCUGGGGCCGCAAGGAGUUCUUGAAGUUCAUUAUCUUGAUUAACUCCAUCUGUGGUGUCCUUGCUUUCUGCAUUGCUGUUGCAUUGUACUAUGUCACCGGAAAGGAGAGCUUCCUUGUCACGCCACUUUCUGGCUUCCAUGGUGCCCUUGCUGGCUUUCUGGUAGCCCUGAAGCAACUGUUACCACACCUUGAGCUUCCCAUGUGCUUUUUCUGGAAAAUAAAGGCCAAGUGGAUGCCAUUUUUUGUCAUGUGCUUCUCAACUAUCAUGGCCUUCAUUGUGCCUGAUUCCAUCAACUUCCUGCCAACUUUAUUGUCUGGGAUGUACGUCAGCUGGCUUUACCUGAGAUACUUCCAAAGAAACCCACUAACAGGACUUAAGGGUGAUGCAAGUGAUGACUUCUCCUUCCCGAGCUUGUUCCCAGAUGCCAUGCGACCAGUCACAGACCCAGUUGCUAAUGCAUUCCACCGGAUGUUGUGUGGGAGUUCUAAGCCUUCAGAAUUGGCCCUCCCAGUUACUGAUCCUACCAAGGCAUCUAGAAGAAGGGAGCGUGGCGAGAGGGUUCUUGAGGAAAGGAUGGCUGCUGAUCAUGCAGCUGAUACAGAAGCCCCAGCUCACAGCGCGGAAGAUUAAGAGCUUUCCGCUUCCCUACACUGUCAUAGUAACCACGGCCGCCUGCCUCCGUGCUUUGUAUCUCUCCAGAUUUGUGUUCUGCAGAGCGCAUUCAUUUUACAGUGGACUGAUGAUAUGCUAUAUUUUACUUGCCCCCUUUUGUUUCUUUGUUUUGCGGAUAUCCAUUGGUUACAUUGUGUUGUAGAAGAAAGAAGAAAAGGGUCACAUCCCCUGCCCCAAAUGUUGUAAUGUAGAAAGAAUGACUUGUUCAGGAAGAAUAUUAUGUAUUAUUCUAAGUGAAAUGUGAUUUUGAGUAAAACCACAA